This is a messenger RNA of Triticum urartu, 2651 nucleotides long. Lineage: Eukaryota; Viridiplantae; Streptophyta; Magnoliopsida; Poales; Poaceae. The record is from RefSeq and is a predicted model, not a curated record.
UUCACAAGCCUAGAAUAGAAUGUAGGCAAGAUAUGGCCGGCGCAUAUAUCUGAUGCUCGACACCUCAAGGGAUUCCGACAAUGGCGUUUCAGCAGCAGGAUUACCUGCAGACCAUCGAUGCCUAUAUCUUCGCUUCCAGCUUUUAUAUAUCCUGUGGUUUAUCCGUUGGGCUUCUUUCUUCUUCGCCGAAAGAUAUGAGGUUUGGAUAUCUACCAUGCAUAUGUGACCCGCACUGAGUUUUUCUAGGCAUGUGAGCUUACUGAUUGAGUGAUUAAUUUACUGGAUGGAUGACCCAGACGGUAAAGAUUUUUAGAUGACCUGUAAACUUACUGAUUUGACUGUUGCUUGGUUUCAAAUGCAUGCUUUCCUCCCUCCUUGCUUUUUUUUACAAAAAGGGGAUAACCCUGCCUCGGCUUUAAAUGAUGCACACAACCAUUUUACUCCCUCAUCGUUUUAGCGUCAAUUAAUAUAAGAUGGAGGGAGUAUUAAACAUAAAGUAAAUUUAAGUCACCGAGUUCCAAAAGGUUUACAUCAAAAUACGACCAAAUCGGUGGGAAACAAGAUUACAAAUAGCUCAUCCACAUAAUUUGCUACUAACACGUGUGAACUAGUUGAAUAUUUUCAGAGCUCACUUUCUCUUGCAAGAAGUAUCAUGAAGUGAUGUGGAAGGGAGUUUGUCUACCUACAGAGCAGGGUGGUCUGGUAUUUAAUCUUUCCUUUUGUCAGUGUUUGUGUGUGAGGGGCAGGGUGCUGGGGCCUGUGCGCGUUCCUGAGGAGGCGUCGCACGGCAGCUACUAUGCUUCCGCUCUCCUCCUCGUGUGGAUUGGCACUGCCGCCCAGUGGCGUAGCCAAGAUUUUCGUCAACAUACUAGUCAAGACAGAGCUAUGUGUUAAGAUGAGGGGGGCAAUGCCAUCCACCCCACCUUUGAACCAAUUUAUGAAACAAAUUAGGGGCUUGGAUGCGAUUUAUUUAGGCGGUACCCCCCUAUAUCUCGCCGACCAGCAGGUUGACGGCCCCGCCGAUUAUAGGCCGUGAAUGUCGUGCGCGCGAUGCUGGCGCGCGCCAUCUCCAGUUGGUGGUCUCUGGUCGUCUCCCUCAUCUGUGUCGCUCCUCUGUCUCCGUCGAUUUUUCCAACACGGUGGCGGCACGGCGGCCGUCGUCGUAGGACAUGGAUGACCCGCGUCGUCGGGUGCGAGGCGAUCCAGCGCCGCCGUAUGGAGAUUUUGAUGGUCUGUUCAGUGUUGAGAUCCACCAUAGUGGUUUCUUUUGUGGCAGUGACAUAAACAGAACAUACAUGGACUAUGAGGUUGAUUGGUUUGACAAUUGUCAGACUGACACUUGGUCCUUACUCUGGAUUGAUGACUUUCUUCUGCAGCUGGGCUAUGAUAGACAAGCUUCAAAGAUUGAUGUUUACUGGUGUGAACCAAGAAAGACAGUUAGUGAUGGCCUGAAGCUCUUGACCUGUGAUGCCGACAUUGUUCUUAUGAUUUGUGCAACAUUAGAGCACAAGAACCUGCUGCUGAUAGUAGACCAUGGUGAUACCCUGCAGUCAUUAAACAAAGAUGAUGUUCUGACAAAUGGAGUGAAGGAUCCACCUAAGGUUAUUACUCCAAAGAGGCAUGGAAAAGAAAAUGUCAGUUAUCCAGAGAAAGAGCAGAGUCCUAGAGAGAAAAUGUCAAGGACAACAAGGAGAUCUAUGUCAUUUGGAGAAGGAUGUAGCUCAAGGAAUGCUAUGGAGGAGGAGAAUAUUGAGGAUGUUAACAAUAGUGAAGAAGAGGGAAAUGAUGAGGAUGCAGGGUCAGAAACAGAUGAGGAGUUCUAUGAGAGUGACUAUGAAGUUGCAGAAGGUGAUGAUGAUUUGUUUGACGCAAAUGUAGACAAAGAUGUUGAUGAUCACAGAGAGAAGAACAUAUUGCCAGACUUUGAAGAAGAACUUCCAGAAGAUGCUUUGGAGGACAGCCACUUAAAUAUGUCGAAAGAAGAGAAAGAGAAGCUGAAGCACAAAUUCAGUACUUUCAACCCAACAACUGAUCUGAAUGCACCUGUGUUUAAGAUUGGGUUGGUGUUUGCAGAUAUGAAGGAACUGAAUGCACCUGUGUUUAAGAUUGGGUUGGUGUUUGCAGAUAUGAAGGAAUUGAGGCAUGCUCUCACUGCAUACAGUGUAAGGAAUAGGGUGAAAGUGAACAAGCUCCGAAAUACUUCAGUAUCACUAGAGGCUGUAUGCAAGCCUGGUUGCACUUGGUACUUGAAGGCAGGUAAAGAUAACAGGUCAAGUAGCAUACAGAUCAAGAAGUAUGUUGACAAUCACACUUGCACAAAAGCAUGGGACCUGAGAGUUCUGACUGCUCCUUUUCUUACUAACAAGUUCAGAGAAGAAUUCAGAGACAAUGAAAAAAUGCCUCUGAAGAAAUUUUCAGAUAAGGUGGAGACAGAAUAUAAUUUGGUUCCACACAGGAGUAAGUUGGGAAGAGCUAGGAGAGCAGCAGUGAAUCAAAUAAGGGGAGUAGAUGAUGACCAAUAUAAUACUUUGUGGGACUAUGGUCAGGAGCUUAGAAGGAGCAAUCCAGGAAGCCAGUUCUUCUUGUGCACUAAGGAAGUAUUUGAUGAGAAGACAAAGAAGGUACAAGACCACUUUUCCACAUUGGAUUAA